AUGGUUGGGGAAGUAAGCGUGGAAGAGAUUUGCAGGGUUUUGAGCAGGGCUGGCAUUGGCAUCAGAGGUGAUGAACUCAAGGCCAUUGUGGGAUCCGAGAGAUUGAACUUCGAGGCGUUUGUCAAAUUUUGUCGAUCGAUAGUGAGCACAGAGAAAUUCAGACAAGAGAGUGUCACAGACAACGACGAGGAGUGCGAUUUGAAGGAGGCCUUCAAUGUCUUCGACAUUGAUCGAGACGGGUUCAUAUUGAGCGAGGAGGUCGAGAAAGUGCUGUGGAGACUUGGGUUGUGGGAGGGGAAGGAGGAGGAUUGGAAGAUGAUGAUACAGAAGUUUGAUGAGAAUUUAGAUGGGCGUUUGGAUUUUCAAGAGUUCAAGAACAUGAUGUUGAGGAGAAAUGUGCUG
Amborella trichopoda is the source of this 402-nucleotide messenger RNA. RefSeq names its product putative calcium-binding protein CML43. NCBI's taxonomy places the organism in Eukaryota, Viridiplantae, Streptophyta, Magnoliopsida, Amborellales, Amborellaceae. The record is from RefSeq and is a predicted model, not a curated record. Gene Ontology annotation, molecular function: calcium ion binding.